CAACGUGCCCCGUCCGACCACACAACCUAUAAUAAAUUUGACGUAAUCUCAACAAAACCGAUGCAACGUUUAAAUAAUAAUCCUUGUUCAAGCAACGUUAAUACCUUAAAGAUGCCACGACGGUUACGUGGCGAUCGCGAUGAGUUUUAGUCGCUGAAAACGUUUAACCAUGUCGAGGACGCAGCAGGAAGAGCUGAACGAGCACAGCGUCUUCGUGCGGAAGAUAUUAUCCGCGCUGUUUUACGCGGUCGCGUCUUUCAUGAUAACGGUGGUGAAUAAAACGGUGCUGACCAGUUACGGGUUCCCGUCGUUUCAAGUGUUGGGCAUCGGGCAAAUGGUGGCGACGAUCCUGGUGCUCUUCGCAGCGAAAAAGCUAAAGAUAGUGUCGUUCCCUGGCUUCGAGCUCGGCACCUUCGGCAAGAUAUUCCCGUUGCCGCUCAUAUUCGUCGGCAACAUGAUUUUCGGACUCGGCGGCACCAAAGAGCUAAGCUUGCCCAUGUUUACCGCCCUGAGACGCUUCUCCAUACUGAUGACGAUGAUUCUGGAGCUGUACAUUCUCGGAGUGAGACCAAGCGUCAGCGUACAGUUUAGCGUCUACAUGAUGGUGUUCGGUGCCGUGCUGGCCGCUUGCAACGACCUCGCCUUUAACCUCCAAGGUUACGUGUUCGUGCUGCUGAACGAUUUCUUCACCGCCACCAAUGGGGUUUACAUGAAGAAGAAGCUCGAGUCGAAGGAACUCGGCAAGUACGGCCUGAUGUUUUACAACUCGCUGUUCAUGCUGGUACCCGGGUUGUUCCUGGCCUUUUACACCGGCGACCUGGAGGCGGCGUACCACUUCGGCGACUGGCUCGAGCCCCUGUUCCUAGGCCAGUUCCUGCUCAGUUGCGUGAUGGGUUUCGUGCUGUCCUACAGCGUAAUACUGUGCACGAUGUACAAUUCGGCACUCACCACCACCAUAAUCGGGUGCCUUAAGAAUAUCUGCGUGACGUAUUUGGGGAUGGUGAUCGGAGGCGAUUACAUAUUCUCGUGGUUCAACUUUGUCGGGCUCAACAUCAGCGUCGUCGGCAGUCUGGUGUACACUUACGUUACGUUUAAGGUGAAAGACGCUGGCGCCACCUACGCGCCGCUCAGCAGCGACAAACCGACCACCGUCGUAUAGUACAAAAUAUUGUAGUCGGCCGUGCUCAAACGUCGGACGCUACCAAUCUAGUAACUGUGGUGUGAAGUGAGUGACAUUUAGGAAAUUUUAACGGAUACUCGCGUCGUUUGCCCAAAGGUAACGCGGUAACGAGAAAAAGUGGUGCCGCCCACCGUAUUUUCCUAAAGGCCGUGCCAUACUUUGUACAUACUACGUAAAUAUACCGUGCCGAGUGUUUUUAGCGGCGUUUACAGUGCCAGUUUAUUCGAAAAAGCUGUGUGUUUCACGUCGAAAGUGCAAUAUUUAUAUAUAUAUUUAGUUGUCUGUCCCAGUCGAAUGUGCCUGUGAUUCAAUAAAAAAAAAAAACAUCGAAACGCGAGUGGUUUUAUU
Cylas formicarius (sweet potato weevil) is the source of this 1528-nucleotide messenger RNA. Its product is annotated as UDP-sugar transporter UST74c. Gene Ontology annotation, cellular component: Golgi apparatus. Bases 170 to 1159 code for a protein of 329 amino acids. Gene Ontology annotation, molecular function: antiporter activity; GDP-fucose transmembrane transporter activity. The record is from RefSeq and is a predicted model, not a curated record. NCBI's taxonomy places the organism in Eukaryota, Metazoa, Arthropoda, Insecta, Coleoptera, Brentidae. The transcript has a single exon.